Messenger RNA from Rhineura floridana, 4659 nucleotides. It is a transcript of the gene PRRT1, whose product is annotated as proline rich transmembrane protein 1. Lineage: Eukaryota; Metazoa; Chordata; Lepidosauria; Squamata; Rhineuridae. The transcript is spliced from 4 exons. Bases 228 to 1016 code for a protein of 262 amino acids. The record is from RefSeq and is a predicted model, not a curated record. Gene Ontology annotation, cellular component: membrane.
GCUCUCCAUCAUCGGGAAGAGCAUCUUCGCGGCAAAGUAAGAGCCGCGUGGCUCGUUUGGGCAGCGAAGGAGGAAGAGAGGCAGACAGGAGGUGGUGAGGGAGGCUUUUCUGGGGGGUGACGCAGAGAGCUCUCUCCCUCCCGAGGGGUCUCUUCCUCCCCCCUCCCCCUCCUCCAGACAUACAUACAUACGCACACACAGUGGAAGCCACGUCGAGAGCAGCAGAGAUGUCUUCGGAGAAAACAGGACUCCCAGAUUCUACCCCACACACCUCCCCUCCGCCCUACAACACCCCUUUGCAGCCUCCUCCUCCUCCCCCACAAGAUGCCCCCAUCCCCGGUUACAGUGACCCCCCUCUCACGACCGUGCACUCUGGCACCGCCACAUUGCCCCGGCUUGGAGGGGCUGCUACCCUGCCUCGCCCUCCCCCUACUUCAGCCACCCUUCCACGCCCGCCCCGCCACCAUUCAGCCACCCUGCCUCGCCUUCCCCCUGAUCCCUACAUGCAGGAGACUCAGUUCAAUGGGGGCCCCCAGGGCUAUGUGGUGCAGACUCAUCCAUCUGUUGGGACCCUACCAAUUGGAGGCUAUAUGCACCCGGGAUACCCUGUCCAACUGCAGCCCUGCACGGCAUAUCUACCAGUCUACCCUGUAGGGGCGCCCUACCCUCCGGCCAACCCUCCUCCUCCUCCACCAACUCUGUCCCCGACACAGAUGACCCCUGGCAUUGCCAUCCUGGAGCCGCGGCGCCCACCACACGAUUACCUUCCCAUCGCUGUCCUCACCACCAUCUGCUGCUUCUGGCCCACGGGCAUCAUUGCUAUCAUCAAGGCUGUGCAGGUGCGGACUGCAGUUGCUCGCGGCGACAUCGUCUCGGCAGAAAUCGCCUCAAGGGAGGCCCGCAACUUUUCUUUCAUCAGCCUGGCUGUGGGCAUUGCUGCCAUGGUCCUGUGCACCAUCCUCACUGUGGUGAUCAUCAUUGCUGCCCAGCACCAUGACAACGACUGGGACCCUUAGCGAUCAACAACCUGCCUUUCGCCUACUCCUGACCAACUGGUGUCAACAAGCCCUGAAAAAACCCUGGCAACCAUUGCUCCCAAGGAUGGUCCUUGGCAACUGUCUCCCCUGCGGUCCUUAGCAACCGUCUUCUCCCCCUGCCAACGAUACUUGGAAUGCUUGGCAACAGUCUCUCUCACAGUCCUUGACUACUGUUAGCUGCAUUAAUAGUACCUAUUCAGCAGAUGACUUCCAGACGAUGAUAUUCAGACCGAAUGCUGACACAUCCGAGGAGCCAUAAGCUAGGGCUCCUAACAACACGUUUUCCAGCCUGCCAAUUUUUUCUUUUUUUAAAAAAAAACACACCAAAAUACUUUGCUUGCUUCUUUCCUUCUCAAGGAGUAGGCUCCGCUCUCUUCUGUCCACGGCAACAACUAUAUUCCUUCUGUUGCAUUUGCAUGCCUACUGUUGCCCCCAUAUACAGAACGACACACCCGCCUGUGUCUUGAUUAAGCUAUCCUCUGCAUCCACAAUUGCUUUCUGGCACUUCUGCAAAGUAAAAGAAGGUCGGCAUCUUGUCAGCUCGUGUAGCCUAGUAAGAUGCGACUCUGUAGCGCUCUGCAAAUGUUGUUGUUCCUGUUCUUCAGCUGCUUCUCCCAUCAUGCAUUAGAGUCCUUCAGUAGGAGGUGGAGCGACCUAAUAUUUGGGGGGCUCAUGUCUCUACCUCCCUUUAUUUUGUUUUCCUCCCAAAUCCCCCCUCCCUCUCUGCACUAUAUAAUACAGCCUUACUCUGUCAUCUAUAUUUUAGGUAGGAAAGACUCAAUUACUUCCAAAAUAUAUUGAUUCCUAAACCCUUCCUUCAAUAUUCAACAUAGCUGUCCAAAACAAUCAUGUGAUUGUCCCCCUACCCAUCUCAGAUAUUCAGUUGGGCAUUAGCUCCUAUCUGCUCAGCCCGCAUCAAUGGCUGAGUAUGCAGAAUACAUUUAAAGCACAUUUCCCUCAAAGAAUCCUGGGAACUGUAAUUUGUUAAGGGUGCUGGGAAUUGUAUCUCUGUAAGCGGUAAACUACAGUUCCCAGGAUUCUUUGUGGGGGAAGCCACAUGUUUUAAAUGUGGAUGCGACUAUGGUCUAUUUGAAGGGCAUUCUGUAUUGCUGAAAGCAGCUCUCUUUUUGUGCCCCUCCAUUUCAUGUAACUCUUCCUUUAAAAACUUUCCAUCAAGACAGAAAGAGGAAAAUGAGGCAGGGAGGGGGAAUUCCUCUCUUCUUCCAUCGGGGGGGGGGGGGAAUGAUGGCUAUUUAAAACCUUGCAUGCAUUCAUUUAUUUGGAUUUCCUCCCACCUUGUUCUAAAUGUUUGGGAUAGAUUACAAUAUCAGGAAUGCAGGGGUCCUACUGGGAGGAAGGGCAGGAUGUAAAUCUAAUAAACAAAUACAUAAAAUUAUUCAUCUCUCACCCACAUAGCUGUUUUAGAUCCUGGCUUUAUAGAGAUAAUGAUCAGUAGUUUAAAGCUUUUAUUUAGAGAGCCAGCUUCUUUCCUCGCUGCCACAUUAAAAACAUACCACAAACUUUUUUUUUUAAAAAAAAGAGGGGACAUGAAGGGGAAACUAUAUUAUGGGGAAUUAACAGCACAUCCUCAAAAAGCAGCAUGAAAUAUAUGGUCAGGCACUUUCUAAAAGAUGCAGAAAGAGAAACAUAAAAAACAGCUGAAGGAAGAAAAUAGCCCACUCUGUGGGGUGCCACAACAACAAAAGACCUCAGGACGUGACAGUGGUAUUUCCAGUCAUCAGGAAGAAUCCAGGGCAAGAUUGCAAGAAAGUUGUUUUAUUUGUGCUAAGUAAGCCAGUAAGGUCUAGUAGUCUAUGGAUUGCAACCACUUCAGAUUACAGCGGUGGAGAUUGCUUUUUAUAUAUAUAUAUAGGUGGAGAUUGCUUUAUAUAUAUAUUUAUAUAUAAUAUAAUAUAUAUAUAUAUAAUGCUCCCCUACCUUAAAGACACCAUCUACAUAGAGCCAGUGUGGUGUAGUGGUUAAGAGUAUUUAUUUGUAGCAUUCUGAUCCUGUUCUUCAGACAGCUGGUAUAGUACAGUGGGGAGGAGAGCCUGGCUGAGAGUCCAGAGUCUGUGAGUUCAAAACCCCGCUCGUGUCUCCUGGGUGUCAAGGGCCAGAUAAAGAUCACCCCUAUGGUGGCUCAGGGGUUACGUGCCCUACCACCUGUGCAGCCGUGGGCAAGCUACAGAGUCCCAUGGAGCCCAGUUGCCCCCCAGCUGGCAGUUGCGGACAAGGAAGUGGCUGGCUUGUGCAGCUGUGGCAAGCUGAGCAGGCCCUAGCCAACUGGGGAGGGCUAGCCUCAGAGGGAGGCAAUGGUAAACCCCCUCUGAAUAUCGCUUACCAUGAAAACCCUAUUCAUAGGGUCGCCAUAAGUCGGGAUCGACUUGAAGGCAGUCCAUUUCCUUUCAAUCCUGUUCUUCAACCAAAAAUGACUCCCAGAGUGGCUUGCAAAUUUCAAUAAUAAGAUAGAGGAAGAAUAAUUAGAAGUGUUUGACCUAGUCCAGGGUUCACAUCCCCACUUGGCCACAAAGCUUACUGCAAGAUCGUCUCUCAGUCUAACCUACCUCACAGGGUUGUUGUGAGGAUUAAACAGACAGACCAUGUGUUCUGUCCUUAGCUGUUUGAAGGAUGGGAUAAAAUUGUAACAAGCAGCAAGUGAAGAGAUGAACAAGAUCCUUCUUAUUGGAAAAAGGUUUCUGUUUUUACAAGGGGUUUUUUUGAGGGGUGGGGGAAGAAGGGGAUGUUCAAACAUACUAAUCCACACCUGUGAUCUGAAAUUGUACAGUUUACUCUGUCACUUUGUCCUAUUACAUACACAGACCUAACCUUACAGGACAUUCAAUGUAUUAUGCUAAAUGAGACAGUGGAAUCCUGGACUAUACCACUUCAGUCUGCAGGUGGGGGAAGGGAUGCUUUUGAAUGCUUCUCCCAUAUACAAAACUCCCUGCAUGCAGUAAACUACUACAGCAGGGAAGAACUAUAAUAAACCUUGUGUGCUGAUAUUCCAGUUUGCUGUGUGCAGGGAAGGCUUUUGGGGUGUGUCGGUUCUUUUAAACAUGGAAUUAUACCAUCGUCAUUCUGUCUAACGUAGGUUUGGUGGUAUUCAGUGCAAGUCUUCUCAGCGUAAACCCAUCAAAGUUAAUGUACAUGACUUAGGCUCAUUAAUUUCACUGGAUGUACUCUGAGUAGGUUUUAGCUUAAUACCCCAUUGGCUCCAAGUGGCAGUGAGCAAAAUAUAAGGGGCUGUAUCCACCUAAGCUUUACUCAGAGUAGACCCAUUGAAAUUGAUGAAUUUAAGUUAGCGAUGUCUAUUGACUUCAGUGGGUCUACUUUGAAUAGGACUAGCACUCGAUACAACCCAAGAUAUUUGAGGCUAGAAACAGGCACACAAGCAUGUGUUUAUGUUGAAUGGAUCAGGCACUAAAAGGCGUCAUUAAAUCUGGGUAACGGCUGUUCUAUUUAUCAUUUCCAGACUGCCUCCUCCAUCCCAGACUCUGCCAAUAUUCUGUCAUAUGAACUCCCCAUUCAUUUCCCUUUUUUUCUUGAAUGUUGGACUCUGUGAUUAUAAUAUAUCUCUGUUUGCAAGUGACAUGGUUACAGAAUCUCUCUCUAUUACUUAAUA